Messenger RNA from Halichondria panicea, 4302 nucleotides. RefSeq names its product electrogenic sodium bicarbonate cotransporter 1-like. The transcript has 15 exons. Gene Ontology annotation, biological process: bicarbonate transport; monoatomic anion transport; transmembrane transport. The record is from RefSeq and is a predicted model, not a curated record. Gene Ontology annotation, molecular function: solute:inorganic anion antiporter activity; sodium:bicarbonate symporter activity; monoatomic anion transmembrane transporter activity. NCBI's taxonomy places the organism in Eukaryota, Metazoa, Porifera, Demospongiae, Suberitida, Halichondriidae. The coding region runs from base 205 to 4212 and encodes 1335 amino acids. Gene Ontology annotation, cellular component: plasma membrane.
AGCGGAGGAGUGAAAAUAGAGACAGAGUCGAGUGAGUUCGAGUACGUGUAGUCAGUCAGCAAAUUCAUGGAGUUCUCGGAGUUCUCAAGAUAGUUACGCAUUAAUUUUUUUACUACAUUAUUUAUUCAGUCUCUCUAGCUAGAAUAGUUACAUCUAUUUAUUUAUUCUAAGCAAGACCCUGUCGUCAAGGCCUGGCAGCUAGCUAUGGAUGAGCACCUGUUUAGGUCCUCAGUGGUGGAAGACCAAGAGGCCCAGUCCAUACCACAGUCACGACGGCUGGACCCAGUCUUGUGCACUGACAAGACUAUUCCUGAAUUCGAUGAACAAGAUUAUACGAGUCACAGGAACGUGUACGUGACUGUUCAUGUUCCGAGGAACAAGCACAAACACCACAAGAACCGCAGAAGGCACAAUCGUAAUGGUUCUCACGGUCACCAUGUCGACCGUAGCCAUAGCAAUACCGAUCAUACCGACUAUGACAGUACCGUGCAAGGUUCCCACGGCGAUCCGCAAAGUUCCCUUGGCAACACGCCGAGUUACCGUGGAGAUGUAAGAGACGGCGAGGAACAUCCUCUAUACUCCCCACAAGAAUCAGUUGGCUUUGAGACACACAAGCCACUCCACGGGACAGUCAGCGAUGUGACUCAUAACUCCACUAGUAGGAGCAGUAUUAAUGGACGUCCACGUUAUCACAAGUCUAAUAGUGUGCCCCAGAGAACUGCUGACCUCACCAUUCCUAAGAUCGUGAGAGAUCCAACAACUCCGUGUGACCCGUGUGACCGUGUCAAGUUCAUCCUGGGAGCAGCUGAUGAUGUAGACACCACUGGCUGCCAUGACCCCACUGUACACACUGUGUUCACUGAGCUGGAGGAGCUCAAGUAUGAUGAACAUGACCAUGGAAAAAUGGAGUGGAAAGAGACGGCUCGUUGGGUCAAGUUUGAGGAGGACGUGGAGGAGGGGGGCAACAAGUGGAGCAAGCCUCACGUGGCCACUCUCUCACUGCACAGUCUGUUUGAGUUGAGGAGCUGUCUUCUCAAGGGAACAGUGAUUCUUGACAUGAAGGCUGACAAUCUAGCACAAAUAUCAGAUUAUGUACUGGAUAACCUGGUGAGUACUGGUCAGCUAGAGGAGGAGAACAGAGACAGAGUCAGGUCUGCACUGCUGCAGAGACACAAGCAUCUCAAUUCACGUAAAGAGUCUGAUAACAAGAUCCUCGACAGUAUCAGAUCACUAGGCGACAUGGGUCGUCUCAACUCAGCGCGACAGAAUGACUUAUCUGACCAGACUAGCAAUCAUAGCCGGUUUGGAAACUUCACUAAGUCAGCGUCCAGCAUUGCCGGCCUGCCUGGCCAUGGGAGCAGGGGAGGAUCGAGACGAGGCUCCACACAGGUGCCAGGUGUGUCCCUGGUUGAAGGGGGCGCUGAGGGGAGUGGUGGCAGCAGUCUGACCAGACUAGAGGAGGGACAGAAUGACUCAGAACAAGACCUCAUCCACCUCUCCAAGACGUCUGCCAACUUCAUGAAGAAGAUACCUCCAGGCUCAGAGGCGUCCAACGUUUUAGUGGGAGAAGUGGACUUCCUGUCACACUCCAUCAUCGGGUUUGUCCGUCUCUCUGAGGGGCGUGUCCUAGGGGACCUGACAGAGGUGCCCAUCCCCACCCGAUUCCUAUUCAUCCUCCUGGGUCCCACUGGUAACCAGGAGCGCUAUCACGAGAUAGGGAGGUCCAUUGCUACACUCAUGAGUGAUGAGGUGUUCCAUGAGGUAGCUUACCGUGCUCGUAACAAAGGUGACCUUUUAGCGGGUAUCGAUGAGUUCCUGGACAAAGUAACAGUGCUACCCCCAGGGGAAUGGGACCCUCAGAUCCGACUGGAACCUCCGUCCAAAAUCCCAUCACAGGGCAUCCGAAAACAGAGCAAUGAUCCUCGUAAGAAGAGCGUGAUCUCCACGAAGGGAGAGGAGGAGAGAACACCACCAGUACGGUGGAGCAAGAGACCAUUCCGAGGUUGUGUGAAUGACUUGCUUCGUUGCUACUCGCUCUAUCGCAGUGACCUCAGUGAUGCCCUCAGUCUGCAGUUCCUCUCCUCUCUGUUCCUCAUCUAUUUUGCCAACAUUACCCUCGCCUUUGUGUUUGGUGCUUUCUUCUCCGACAUGACUCAAGGGGCAAUGGGGGUGACAGAGAUGAUUCUGGCUGUCUCCUUUGGAAAUUUCUUCUUCUCCAUAUUCUCCGGCCAACCUCUUGUCAUCCUUGGAGCUACUGGUCCGUCCAUCAUCUUCGAGAGACUCAUCUUCACGUUUUGCACCACUCCGGGCAUCAACAUACCGUUUCUAGAGUUUCGAUUCUGGAUUGGUCUAUGGACAGCGCUCUUUAUUUUCAUUCUAGUUGGCCUGAACUCGAGCGCUAUUGUGAAACUUGUCACACGGUUUACGGGCGAGAUUUUCUCGGCUUUGAUUUCGUUUGUGUUCAUUUGGGAAGCAUUAGGUGCUCUGUGGAAGAUACAUUUGGACUACCCGUACAAUCAAUGGAUUUUGAGACCUGGAAUGAGGAGACAAUGCGAUUGCUAUGAAUUUCCCGAUUUAGACGGUUUGCAAAACUCGGAUUUGUCGAAUGCAUCGCGUCUAGGGUCUUAUUGGGACGUGCGGGAGAGUGAUUGCUCAGCUGGUCAGCUUCGGAGCUUUGUUGGUAGCGAUUGUCCUGGUGAUUUGUUCUCGAGCCAUGACGUGUUCCUGAUGUCUGUUAUCCUGUUUUUCGGCACUUUUAUUCUUUGUUUCUAUCUCAAGAAGUUUCGAAGGAGCAAAAUCUUCAAAACCAUUAUCCGGCGUGUUGUGAGUGACUUUGGAGUGUUUAUUGCCGUGUGUGUGUGGGUGGGUAUAGACGUCCUUGCAGAUGUGGACACGCCCAAACUGGAGGUUCCUAACGUCUUCACAGAAAACUUCUAUACCAGCCCCAACAGAACUUACCUAUUCAUAGCCCCACUAGGCAAUGGUUUCCCAGCGUGGGGUGUGGGUGCCGCCCUCCUACCAGCACUGCUCGCCACUGUACUCUUCUUUGUAGAGCAGCACAUCACUGAGGCCAUUGUCAACAAGAAGGGCAACAAACUGAAGAAGGGACCUGGUUACCAUGUGGACAUGUUCAUUGUGGGUUUGAUGAUCUUUUUCCACUCUGUGAUGGGUCUGCCGUGGGUAGUGGGGUCAACCAUCCUCUCAGUCUCACACGUCCAAUCGCUGCAUCGCUACGGAUCAUCGGAUAACCCGGGAGAGGCACCAAACUUCCUUGGAGUCAGAGAGCAACGUGUGACUCUGUUUGUGAUGUCGAUCCUUGUGGGGCUCUCUGUGAUGCUGUACAGUGUGACCAGUUUCAUACCUCUACCCGUACUCUAUGGACUCCUCUUUUAUCUAGGCGUGGCUUCGCUGUACAACGUCCAAUUUGUGCAUCGAUUCAAACUACUUUUUAUUCCAAACAAGUACAAACCGGACUAUGCUUAUCUCCGUCAAGUGCCCAACGUGCGAAUACACAUCUACACAAUCAUUCAAGUUGUCCUCUUAGUGCUGCUCUGUGCUGUGCAAGCUCAACCAUCACUUAGGGUGGCUUUUCCCAUCAUUGUGAUCGGUCUUAUGAUCAUUCGUUGGCUGCUCGGAUUUUGUUUCACUCGAAAAGACCUCAAAGUUUUAGACGAUCCGUUGCCAGAGAAACUCUACUGUAAAAGAUGCAAAGUACACGUCAAGAAAAGCUCUGAAAAGAUUUUGGAAGAAGGGACAUGUAGCACCAAUUCCGACGAGAUUGAUGGCUUUGGAAACAUUGUAACUGAAGAACCGCCUGCUAUCGAUCAAAACAUAUCCCCAGAUCAUGCUCAGCAACGUAAAGAACGUCGUUCAGCCUCUGCAUUUAACAUCACCCAAGAAGUUGAUAAGUGUGAAAUUUGGAGAACCAUGGUUAAGGAUUUGGACACGCCUUAUUCAAGUCCCAGAAUAACGGCAGAAUACAGUGGAACACGUCCCUCUAUUACUGUGACUAAUCCGGAGAGAGUCCAACAAGCCGCCACUUACCAAGACGAUUAUUCACCACAGGGGAACAACCCUUUGGAACGAUUGGGGGAUUCCCCUUUUGAAGGAGCGGAGCCGGAGGUGUUCACUGAGGCUACGAUGUCACGAGAACAAGACCAGAAAACUAAAUCUAAGGCCUGUAGAAAACUGUUUACAAGCACUGCUGUCUGAAAUCAUUAUCUAUUUAUUUAUUGUUGCAUUACUAUAAUUAUAUUAUUAUUACCUCAGUAUAUAUAAUUUAAUUAAUAUUAUUGUGCUUUG